CGCUCGACGGCGCUGACGGCAUCGGCGGAGGGGGGGGGGGGUUCCCGCCGAGAAAAAUAACGAUAUUUGAGGAAGGGCGACGGAGAAAGUGCGUCGGGAAAAGUACCGGGGAAGCUUAAGGUACUGUUGCGGCAAGGUGCACAGUCACUUUCAUGGUGUACGAUAACAUGCGCAGCGCAUGAAGCGAGCGAUGGUUGGUCAUCCAAACGGGCCGAGGCAGCGCCGGGAACUGGACAGCGAAGUUCGCUUGGACUGUGGAGUGAAAAAGGCGCAUGAGAGGCUCGAGGACACAGUCAACGAAGCCCACAGCAACCAGACCUCAAUUCUUUGUUUUAGGAAAACGAGACACACUGAAGAAUGUUAGAUGAACAAUACUUUACUCUGAAGAGUUGCUGGUGUUACAGUCUGAGGGAAGGAUGCAUAGCCAUAAGCAUCUCCCGGCUGGUAAUCAGUCUCCUGAACUUACCAAAACCAUGCAUCGCGCUCUCCAAAUUCGUCAACGAUUCCCUCAGCCAACGAGACAGCAUUUAUAAAGGCGAAUUCUACAUAUGUAUCAUUUUAAUCAUAAUGGCUGCGGCUAAUGUCAUCGGCAGUAUCAUCCUGAUCGCCGGUGUCCUAAAGCGGCACCGAAGCAUGAUGAAGACGUGGGUGUACUUCGUCGUUAUCUUCGUGGCCGCACACGUUUACAACAUGUUUAAGAAUCAGGGUUCCCGCAACGGCGUUCAAUUCCUCCUUUCUGCGAUGGAUAUUGUUUUCGUCUUUUACUGUAUGUGCGUGAUACGCUGCUAUUAUCUAUCGGUGAGAAUUUUUUUUUGUUUCAGUUAUUACCCUUUUUCGCUCCGUUCGGCCAACGCUCACGUCGAUGAAGAGAUGUUGCAAAGCGCUUCAGAACGGGAAAUUGCAAUGUCAGACCCAAGUUUGUGGGUUGCAGCUCUUAAUACGGAAACUUGAAUUCCAUUGUUAUUAUCAUUAUCAUCACUGACAUUAUCAGUAUCACUCUUGUUGCUGCUAUUAUUAUUUUCAAAGCCGUCAAUAAUGUAUCACUAUCAUUAUCACCGAGAGCUAGAUACAUUUUUCAUGCAGUGUCUAGUACCCAUUUAAUUUCCUUUAAUUUAAUUAUACAUUUUCCCCCU
This is a messenger RNA of Penaeus monodon (black tiger shrimp), 1133 nucleotides long. RefSeq lists its product as uncharacterized. Bases 358 to 951 code for a protein of 197 amino acids. NCBI's taxonomy places the organism in Eukaryota, Metazoa, Arthropoda, Malacostraca, Decapoda, Penaeidae. The transcript has 7 exons. The record is from RefSeq and is a predicted model, not a curated record.